CAAAGCUUGAGUCUAGCGAGUCUAGAAGCCAGGAGUUCGUCGGAGAAUUUCGAAUGAAACCUUAACUCCAAUCGUUGGGACGACUGGCAAACGUUGAGCUCCCCGGGAAAGAGGUCCUGCGAAGCGCCUGUGUAGUACUUCGCUUUAGUCGCUACAUCAUGGGCUACGCACCAAGAAAACGGACAGUCGAUGUGGUGGAUAUUAGCAGCGAUGACGAAGAUUGGACUGGCCUGCAGCGUCCAGUUAAAACAAGUCGUUUAGGAUCUGCUGAUAACCUCAGUCGUCUCAGCAGCGGACAGCGUUUUGGCGAAGACGCGGCUUUCGUCUCACUCGCUCAGCUGCCUCAGGUGCCAGGAAUCGAUGAAGAAGAUGCAGACGCUGCAAAUGUGAUCCAGAACAGUCAGAAUGGCGACGAAUCAAUUAACACCAUUCAUUACGGUGAUCUCAACACCAAAAUCGUGGGUGUUCGAUACUACUCGGGACGCGCAACCUUGGGCGAGCAUGUUAUCGUAGUGCGAGAACCUAACAAUAAUUACGACCGUAACGCAAUCCGUGUUCUCAAUGUUAUGAAUGGACAGAUUGGCCAUAUUCCGAGGACCAUGGCCGCCAAGUUGGCUCCGUAUAUGGAUUCCAAGUCUCUCGUAAUUGAGGGAAUCUUAACGAGUACUAUCGGCCACUACGAAUGUAGCGUCGUUCUUAAACUCUACGGGACUGCUGACCCUAUACAACGCACGCAACUUAAACAAAAGAUGCAAAAAGACCGGCUGCCUGUCUCACGGCUAGUGCAGGCCGAAAGAGAUGAACGUAGUCGGGAGAAACAGCGCGAACAGGCCCGCAAAGACGCUUUGAAACGAGCUCGCUCGCUUGCUAAGGGAAAGGGACAGCAAUGGGACAAUCAAGACAGCGCCAUGUUUUCCAAUCUCUCAACUCUUGAAGGAGGCAUCGGAAUCGAAAACCUUGAAGAUCUUAUUGACCAGAGCAGCGACUUCAAUCCUCGGGAGAUUGGAAAGGUGGUUGAGAAUUUUGGACAGAGCGAAUCCGAACUUGCGAACAUGCCCAUGGCAGAUAAUCCAGAUGGUCUCGUCACCCAACUCUUGCCCUACCAGCGCCAGGGACUCGCUUGGAUGCUGUCCAAGGAAUCUCCUAGCCUUCCCUCUCCUGGUUCUUCAGAAGUCGUGCAGCUCUGGAAGAGGGAUAAAAAUGUCUACACAAACAUCGCAACAAACUUUUCCACCACACAAGCGCCCAUGCUCGCGAGUGGCGGUAUCCUUGCUGAUGACAUGGGCUUGGGCAAGACAAUCCAGAUUAUAUCUCUCAUCUUGGCCAACUCGAAACCGAAAUCUGCUGCUUCAUCCAAAACUACCUUGAUCGUCUCCCCUGUCGGUGUGAUGAGCAACUGGAAGGACCAGAUUCGUGACCAUACAAAUCCGGAGACUGCACCUCGCGUGUUAAUCUAUCAUGGCCCUGGAAAGAAGGAGGCAUCUCAUCUCAGCGACUACGAUGUAGUCAUCACAAGCUAUGGCGCUCUGGCCAUGGAUUAUGACCCCAUCGCAAAGAAACAACCAGGGAAUGGUAUCUUCUCUCUUCAAUGGCGUCGUGUGGUUUUGGAUGAGGGACAUACCAUUCGGAACCAACGAUCCAAAGGUGCUCUUGCAGCAUGCAAUCUUCGGGCAGAUUCACGCUGGACAUUAACCGGCACUCCAAUUGUCAAUUCUCUGAAAGACCUCUAUUCCCAAGUACGGUUUCUGAAACUCUCUGGUGGCUUGUCGGAUUUCGCAGUUUUCAAUACCGUGUUAAUCCGUCCUUUGACAUAUAACGAGGCCAGCGCUCGUUUACUGCUUCAAGCCCUCAUGGGAACAAUUUGCCUUCGACGACGUAAAGAUAUGAACUUCGUCAAUUUGCGUCUGCCGCCAAUGACUUCUCGAAUUCUUCGCGUCAAAUUUCACCCUCACGAACAAGAGAAAUAUGAAAUGUUUCAAAACGAAGCAAAGGGUGUUUUCUUGGAUUACCAAUCUGGGAGUAAAACCGGAAGUGCUACCUAUUCACAUCUUCUUGAGGUUAUUCUUCGAUUGCGACAGGUCUGCAAUCACUGGGCGCUGUGCAAAAACCGCAUCGACAAGCUUACUGCUCUACUAGAAGAGCACAAGGUCGUUCAACUGACCCCGGAAAAUGUCAAAGCGCUCCAGGAUAUGCUGCAGCUCAGAAUCGAGAGCCAGGAAGUGUGUCCGAUCUGCUUGGAUAUCCUCGAACAACCAGUGAUAACUGCGUGUGCGCACGCCUUUUGCCGCGGCUGCAUCGAGCAGGUGAUUGAGAGACAGCACAAGUGCCCUCUUUGCCGCGCCGAGCUCGAAGAUGCAUCGACACUGGUCUCGCCCUCCAAUGAACUGGGCGAAGAUUCCAACGAAGUGGUCGUCAGUCCAGACCAGCCAAGCAGCAAAAUUGAAGCUCUAGUCAAGAUUCUGACUGCCCACGGUCAAGCGUCCGGGACGAAAACAGUUGUUUUCAGUCAGUGGACAUCUUUUCUCGACCUGAUCGAGCCUCAUCUCCAUCAGCACGGGAUCGGAUUCGCGCGCAUCGACGGCAAGAUGAACUCGACGAAACGAGAUAAUUCAACCCACGCCUUCUCAAACGAUCCUGAUUGCAAAGUCCUCCUUGCGAGCCUCAGUGUCUGCAGCGUGGGCCUCAACCUUGUUGCUGCGAACCAGGCGAUUUUGGCGGACAGUUGGUGGGCCCCUGCGAUCGAAGACCAAGCUGUCGACCGUGUCUAUCGACUCGGACAGAAGCGCGAGACGACUGUCUGGAGACUUGUGAUGGAGGACAGUAUUGAGGACCGUGUCCUUGAAGUCCAAGAUACAAAGCGCAAGUUGAUGCUAGAGGCUUUCCGUGAGAAGGCAGCUAAAAAGGUCGAGGAUAGAGCCACCCGAGUUGCUGAUCUGGGAAAACUCCUCCGCUAGAAGGUCUUUCAUUCCCGUCUUUCUUUCUCUGGUUGUUUCCUAAUUAUUUUCUAUUGGUUUCGGUCUUUUUUUUCUAUCUGUCAAUCCUUGGAUUUGUUUCCUUUUUCCAUCACCACGUUCUCUAUAUAUUUUUUUUUAUUUUUCCUGGUAAUUAGUAUAGAUGCUAAAGCACAUAAAAACAGAAUACUAUACCACCAU
Penicilliopsis zonata CBS 506.65 is the source of this 3152-nucleotide messenger RNA. RefSeq lists its product as hypothetical. Gene Ontology annotation, molecular function: hydrolase activity, acting on acid anhydrides, in phosphorus-containing anhydrides; nucleic acid binding; ATP-dependent chromatin remodeler activity. The record is from RefSeq and is a predicted model, not a curated record. The transcript has 4 exons. NCBI's taxonomy places the organism in Eukaryota, Fungi, Ascomycota, Eurotiomycetes, Eurotiales, Aspergillaceae. Bases 159 to 2954 code for a protein of 931 amino acids.